CGCUGCUAUGGAAACACGUAAACGUAAACUUGGAGUGGAGACGCGUGAAGGCGACGUGCUUCAUGCGUUCGUAAACAGUCAUGUCCACACGAAUCGACCACCUCGCCAGGCCCAGACCAAACCUGCUCAAAUUCCCAGACAGGCACUCAGUAUACUGGCUUGAUGAACUACCAAAGUCAAAAAACACCUCCACGACUGUCUUUGAACUGACCCCGCGCUUAGAGCAGCUCGCCCAAAGCAAAAACAACAGCCGUUUCUUUCAGGAGAGCAGAAGGACACCGGAAUGGAUGGUUAGCACAGCAGCAUUGAAAGCCUGUCCUUCUCAGAGGGUGUGUUCGCUCGCACUGCCUCGUCUGCCUGCUGAAGGCUGGGAGUCUGAUCGCCCCCUUCCGGUCACUUUGAGUGUUGCAGUUAAAACUGCCGAGGCGAGCCCAAGGGUCUGCCAAUUGGCCCAUCCAAAGCGGGCGAAGAUGGUGUUGAGUCACUUCAGGGUCGAUUCAAAUGCCCAUGCAGAAACCUUUCCCAUGACCACACCCUUUGCACCCUCCGCUCAUAUACUGCAGCUGUCCUCUCCUAAACAGGUUCAUCCUCAGCACACCAUUGCCAGGCCAGUAUCGUGGCCUGUUCCAGAUUGUGUUCUGAAGGCUGUAGCCAGUGAGAGACUGCAAGUACUGGCUCGACCCAAGACCCGUCAGGCCCUGUUUGAGGGAUACAAACCUAACAGGAUAACUCCUGCUGCUCGCGCCGCCACUGCCUCCCCAAGACUACUGGAGCUGUCUUUACCCUUACCACGGAAAUGUAAAGGCCAAUAAAUAACCAUCCCUGAAUUUCUAGAAGCAAAAACGCUUUUAAACUGUUUAGAAACAAUCAUUCUGGUUUAAA
Molecule: messenger RNA, 882 nt
Organism: Xyrauchen texanus (razorback sucker)
Lineage: Eukaryota; Metazoa; Chordata; Actinopteri; Cypriniformes; Catostomidae
Gene: spmap2
Product: theg spermatid protein
Exons: 7
Coding region: 81-812 (243 amino acids)
Biological process (GO): spermatogenesis
Source: RefSeq, a predicted model, not a curated record